AUGGCUGACAGUGUCAUUUAUUCCAUAUUAGAGCUGCCUACUGGAACUCAAGCCCAGAGUGGCGACAGACCGCAGCAAAAAGGUGAGUCAACCAAGCCUUCUCUUUUUUCCCUUGUGGCAAUAGUUUUGGGGCUUCUGGCAGCAGUUCUUGCAAGUUUGCUGCUGUACCAGUGGAUUUCGUGCCAAGGCUCCAAUCCCUCCACUUGUGUCAGCUGCCCUGGCUGCCCAGACCUCUGGAUGAGAUAUGGGAACCACUGUUACUAUUUCUCAGUGGAGAAAAAAGACUGGAACUCUAGUCUGAGAUUCUGCUUAGCUGAAGACUCACAUCUCGUUAUGUUUGCGGACAACCAGGAAAUGCAGCUACUCAACGGUUUCCUCAGUCAGGACUUCCACUGGAUUGGUCUGCGGAAAAAUGACGGCUGGAGGUGGGAAGAUGGGUCAGUUCUAAACUUUUCAAGGAUUAUUUCUAAUAGCUCAGUACAGAAAUGUGGUUCUGUCAACAUACAUGGUCUCCAAGCCUCUAGCUGUGAAGUUCUCUUACGGUGGAUCUGUAGGAAGGCCAGACUUUGA
This is a messenger RNA of Lepus europaeus (European hare), 570 nucleotides long. It is a transcript of the gene KLRG1, whose product is annotated as killer cell lectin like receptor G1. The coding region runs from base 1 to 570 and encodes 189 amino acids. NCBI's taxonomy places the organism in Eukaryota, Metazoa, Chordata, Mammalia, Lagomorpha, Leporidae. The record is from RefSeq and is a predicted model, not a curated record. The transcript is spliced from 5 exons.